AUUACCGGGUUCUUUAACUUUAGCUCGGUUGCUCGAUUUUGAAUUAUUCACUUUCCCCUCUUCCGAAAUAUAUCUCUGUGACAAAUAACAAUCUCUACUCUCAAUCUCUGGUGUGUUUGACGACGACAAUCUCAUUCAAAAGCUGGGUUUCCCUUCCUGUUUUUCUUGAGUUGCAGGCUUGAUUAAUAUUAACAAAGAAACCAACACGAACCACAGAGAAUGAGCGAUCUGGUACCAGGCACCGAUCCACCCGCAGCGGAACUCAAGAGCGGUUUCGAUGCUGCUCGAAUCGCAGAAGUAAAAGCAUGGCUCGCUUCUCAAUUCGAUGCGGCAGGCAAAGAGGUGCCUGAAUUCGAAUACACGCCUCGAAGUGUUGCUCAUUUGCACAACAUCGCCACUAUCUCUCAGGCCAAGAGUCAGGCUGCUGGUAUUGUUGCUUCCGAUCUCCGCCAGAAGGCUGCGGAGUAUCGUUCUCAAGCUGCAAGAAUCAGAGAGAUACUGGAGCAUGCGGGUUUGGCGCAGGAAAGCUUACCCUCCAAUGUCAUUUCAUCGGCACAGGUUCUGGCAAAUGUGGCCAAUCUGUUGAAUAUAAGAGAUACUGAGAUGAGUAGUUUUCUAGUUGCAAUGGGGGAUAUCUCUUUGAGGAAGACGGGAGUGGAGGAGAAGAGGGCUAAAGUGCAGAAGGAGUCCAGAGUGCUUCUUGACUAUACCCGGAAGGCAAUUGCGAGGCUUACAUACUUGAAAAGGACCCUUGCACAGUUGGAAGACGAUGUACCUGCUUGUGAGGAACAAAUGCAUCACUGGAAGACAAAUUUGAAACUCAUGAUCAAGAAAGAGCAACAAUAUUUCCAGCAAUAUUCUAAUUACAAGGCAAUAUUGAAUCGCGUGGGCUACACUCCAGAGAUUAGCCAUGGUGUUCUGGUUGAAAUGGCUGAACACAAGAAGGAGUUGGAGAAAAAAACUAAGCCAAUCUUGGAUACAUUAAGAAGCUACCAAGAUUUGCCUCCUGAUAAAACUCUCGCUGCUCUAGCUAUUGAGGACAAAAGAAGGCAAUAUGCUGCUGCAGAGAAGUAUCUUGAGGAAGUGUUGCAUUCAGCUCUUUCCACUACAGAAUAAUUUCCUGGUCUAUGACACCCCGUCUUGUUGUGCUCCUUAUGCAACAUUAAUUUCAGUGAUUGCUGCCUGAAUCUCAGGCAGCAAGUGGAGUGGAGUCAUGUGAGCAGGAUGAGUUGCAGAUUUUUAUGGAUGAAAUAGAAGAAAUGGAUUUCCAAGGAGAAUGUUUGCCUUAUUGGGGGUACUAUGAAGUAUGAACAGAUGAGAUGGAACUGAGUUUGCUUUAUGUGUGCUGAAUCAUGAGCUGUCUUGUGAAAUGGAGUGUAAUGAAUGAGAGAGAGAGAGAGAGAGAGAGAGAGAGAGAGAUUCUACUUAUAAUAAUUUGUUAUGAAUUCAUGUCAAUAUGAUAUUUUAGGCUGUGUUUUGUAUGCAUUCUUGGAAUGCAUUCUGGACCAAGAACACAUUCUGGACUAUUAAAAACAUUGUUUGGUAAGUA
Messenger RNA from Macadamia integrifolia, 1549 nucleotides. RefSeq names its product AUGMIN subunit 1. The record is from RefSeq and is a predicted model, not a curated record. NCBI's taxonomy places the organism in Eukaryota, Viridiplantae, Streptophyta, Magnoliopsida, Proteales, Proteaceae. Gene Ontology annotation, biological process: spindle assembly. The transcript is spliced from 7 exons. Gene Ontology annotation, cellular component: HAUS complex; cytosol. Bases 220 to 1116 code for a protein of 298 amino acids.